This is a messenger RNA of Aureobasidium vineae, 945 nucleotides long. Lineage: Eukaryota; Fungi; Ascomycota; Dothideomycetes; Dothideales; Saccotheciaceae. The record is from the annotation of a GenBank genome assembly.
AUGUCGUUCAGAAUGGCCACAUCGCGCAUUGCGCCCCGUAUGAUGUUCCGCCGCUCCAUGGCCACCACCGUCGAGUCGAGCAAGGGACCUCUCGCCGGCGGUACCGAGGCCAUCAGCGCCUCCCGCCCCGUCCUCUCGCCCAACGAGACGUCAACCGUCAAGGAGCCCUCCAAGGAUGCCGACAGCAAGAUCAAGACCUUCCACGUCUACAGAUGGAACCCCGACGCCCCCAGCGACAAGCCUCGCAUGCAGAGCUACACCCUCGACCUCAACAAGACUGGCCCCAUGAUGUUGGAUGCUCUGAUCAGAAUCAAGAACGAGCUCGACCCCACUCUUACCUUCCGCCGAUCCUGCAGAGAGGGCAUCUGCGGUUCCUGCGCCAUGAACAUUGACGGUGUCAACACUCUCGCCUGCUUGUGUAUGUCAACUGCCUUUGCACUCACACUCUCAAUCGCUAACAACUCUAGGNNCCGCAUUCCCACCGACACCAAGGCAGAGUCCCGCAUCUANCCCCUCCCUCACACCUACGUCGUCAAGGACCUCGUUCCCGACCUUACCCAGUUCUACAAGCAGUACAAGUCCAUCAAGCCUUUCUUGCAGCGCGAGACCGCUCCCGAGGACGGCCGCGAGUACCGUCAAUCUCCCGAGGAGCGCCGCAAGCUCGAUGGUCUGUACGAGUGCAUUCUCUGCGCCUGCUGCAGCACUUCCUGCCCUUCAUACUGGUGGAACUCGGAGGAGUACCUCGGUCCCGCUAUCCUCCUCCAGUCCUACCGCUGGAUUGCCGACUCGCGUGACGAGAGAACCGCCACUCGCCAGGACGCCCUCAACAACUCCAUGUCUCUGUACCGCUGCCACACCAUCCUGAACUGCUCCAGGACAUGUCCCAAGGGUCUCAACCCUGCUCUCGCCAUUGCAGAGCUCAAGAAGUCUAUGGCCUUCACCUAG